AUGACACCAGAAGAUUUUGAGUUACUUCAUCGCCUGAUUGCUCAUCGAUUGCGAAAAGCAAGUUUUAGGGAGCCUUUGCCAACAAAACUAAGAUUAGCAUUGGUGCUAAACUUACUUGCCAAUGGUGACAGCAUAAGAACAACACAAAAUUUCUUUCGAGUAGGAAGAUCUACCAUUUAUAAAAUACUAGAUGAAGUAUGUUCCGUUAUCUGGGAAGAAUUGUCACCAUGGUAUUUAAGAAACAGAACGUCAAGAGAGUGGAGGAUAAUUGCUGCUGGAUUCCGAACGAAAUGGGAUUUUCCGAAUUGUAUAGGAGCUUUGGACGGAAAAGAAAUAGCCAUAUCAGCACCACCAGAUACAGGCAGUCUUUUUUUUAAUUAUAAAAAAUUUUUUAGUUUUAAGCUCCUAGCAAUUUGUGAUGCUCAUUGUCGUUUCACUUGGAUUGAAGCUGGCGAUUGUGGUUCUGUUAGUGACUUAAUUUCGUUUAGAAAUACUGAUUUUCAUAAGGCAAUAUUAAACGACGAACUGAAUAUUCCUCCAAGUUGUCUCUUGCCGCGUUCUAAUAUCAAGAUGCCUCAUUUUUUCAUUGGAGACGAGAUCUUUACUUGCCAAAAACAUCUCAUGAUCCCGUUUGCAAGACACAGACCUCUAACAAAUGCUCAAAGUCAUUAUAACUACCGAUUAUCUAGAGCUAGGCAUACAAUUGAAGCUGCUUUUGGAAUUUUAACUGCAAUGUGGCAGAUUUUAAAGAAACCUUUAAGGUUUCAUUUGCAGACUUCAAUUCAUGUUGUUUUAGCAACUGUUUGCCUUCACAAUUUUAUUUUGACGAGACGGUUACAACGAGGUGAAGAAAUAGACAUCUCUGAAAAUAUGAAUGUAAAUAGAGGUAAUUUUUAUAUUUUUUUAAUUAAUCCUCAUGAAAUAUUACAAAUUUUAUGAAUUUUUUUGUUUUUUUAGCAUUUUAAACUUAGAAAUCGUAUUUAACAAGGUAGAUAAGUCUUAAUCUAUGGUUGUCGAAUGACAAAACGAAGAUGCAGAGGGACGAGAUUAGGAGAGUGAAGGAGCAGUUAGCCGUGCGUCGACGAGAGGGAGAAGCAAACAUUUCUUUGGUUUUUCGUCGUGGAGUUCCCACAAUUAUUAAAAUCCCUCCCUGUAAACGUACUUCUAUUCUCACACUUCAGAUAGGUGGGUAAACAGUUGGCCAAUCCA
Messenger RNA from Leptopilina heterotoma, 1209 nucleotides. RefSeq names its product putative nuclease HARBI1. Bases 1 to 939 code for a protein of 312 amino acids. The record is from RefSeq and is a predicted model, not a curated record. The transcript has 4 exons. Lineage: Eukaryota; Metazoa; Arthropoda; Insecta; Hymenoptera; Figitidae.